AUGUGCCUUAUCUUGGACAAACAUGUUAAAACUUUAAUCUUUUCCCCACAGACAUGGUUUGAUAACAUGGGCCGAGCAGGCGAGUAUAAGAUCAAACCCUUUGAUGGCGAUGACUACACCUGCAUCACGUUCCAGCCGGAUCUGGCAAAGUUUAAGAUGCAGGCAUUAGAUAAAGACACUGUCGCACUGCUGACUCGACGAGCAUAUGACAUCGCUGGGUCCUCUAAGGGUGUCCGUGUCUUUCUCAACGGCAAGAAGCUGCCUGUUAAUGGUUUCCGUAGCUAUGUGGACCUGUAUCUAAAGGAUAAGGUGGAUGAGACCGGUUCUCCCCUGACAAUAGUCCAUGAGAUUGUGAAUGAGCGCUGGGAGGUGUGUCUUACCCUUAGUGAUAAAGGGUUCCAGCAAGUCAGCUUUGUUAACAGCAUUGCCACGACUAAGGUAAACAUCUUCAGCUUUGCAAUUUGGCAUUAUGUUCAGUUUUCAAAAG
This is a messenger RNA of Sinocyclocheilus rhinocerous, 487 nucleotides long. Its product is annotated as DNA topoisomerase 2-alpha-like. The record is from RefSeq and is a predicted model, not a curated record. NCBI's taxonomy places the organism in Eukaryota, Metazoa, Chordata, Actinopteri, Cypriniformes, Cyprinidae. Gene Ontology annotation, biological process: sister chromatid segregation; resolution of meiotic recombination intermediates. Gene Ontology annotation, cellular component: nucleus. The annotation marks the transcript as partial. The transcript has 2 exons.